Messenger RNA from Striga hermonthica, 429 nucleotides. The record is from the annotation of a GenBank genome assembly. NCBI's taxonomy places the organism in Eukaryota, Viridiplantae, Streptophyta, Magnoliopsida, Lamiales, Orobanchaceae.
AUGGAACCAGAUCUAGCAACGAAGCUUCAGAAAGUUGUUCUUUCUGAGAAAGAAAAAGGUGGUGUUCAAUUGAAGGAGGAUGACGUCAAUUCGAGCCUGGAUGACUGCAGAUUAAGCUUGAUAGGCAAAGUUUAUGGUGAGAAAAGGGCAAAUCUGAACGGACUCAAAGCAACUGUGGGAGCUAUCUGGACAACCAAAGAGUCGUUUAAUGUCAGAGGAAUUGGGAACAACCUCUUCCAAUUUCUCUUCAAAUCUGAGGAAGAUAGAGACCGAAUCCUUGAUGGUAAAACCUGGUCGUUCGAUGGUCAAUAUAUCCUACUGAAGAAAUGGGAGCCAGACCAAACGAGCUUCUAUGAAGAUGAAGAAAAGAUUAAAAUAUGGGUCCAAAUCCAUCAUGUCCCACUGCAUUGGCUCACUGAAGAGACAUGA